AUGAAUACCGAGAUAGAACUACAGCCGGCUGAAGCAGGCCAUGAUGAAGUGCAAGAAGAGAAAAAGGCCACCAGGAUCGCCGCAGCCGCCUUUUGCUUCCUGGUCGCAGGCGUCAACGACGGCAGCCUGGGGGCCCUGGUCCCUUACCUGCUGCGCUCCUACGGCCUCUCCUCGUCCUCCGUCGGCCUCAUCUGGGGCCUCUCUUUCGUCGGAUGGCUUCUCGCUGCUCUCACGGGCAGCUGGAUGCGCUCUUCGACGGGGCUGGGCGGUGCUCUCGUUGCCGGUGCUGCCGCUCAGCUCGUUGCCCACCUCCUCCGUUUCUGGAUGCCCCCGUUUGCUCUCUUUGCGGUGACGUUCAUCUUCGCAGCGCUGGGCCAGGGAUACCAGGACGCCCAGGCAAACGUCUUCGUGGCCGGGCUCAAGGGCGCUCACCGAUGGCUGGGCCUGAUACACGCCAGCUACAGUGCCGGAUGUCUCGUUGGGCCGCUGCUGGCUUCUCUCGUGGCCACCCACACCGAUGAAUGGAUGUACUUCUACCUGGUGCCGGGAGGACUCGGCCUGGUCAACUUGCUGCUUGCAUGGUGGGCGUUCAAGGAGCACGUCUGCAUCUCGAUAUCAUGGAACAGCAGCAGAGACAACACUGCAUCUACCUCUACGUGGACGGAGAUGAAGCUCACGCUGCAGUGUAGACCCGUCUGGCUGCUCAGUCUCUUCUACUUCUUCUACCUCGGUGUUGCCAUUACCGUAGGAGGAUGGCUAGUUGAGUAUCUCGUCCAGGAACGCAAUGGAGAGCUCUCCCGCGUCGGAUACGUGCCCACAGGCUACUUCGGCGGCAUCAUGCUCGGCCGUCUCCUGCUGGCUGAACCCGCUCAUCGUCUGGGUGAGAAGCCGGUGAUACUCGUCUGUUCGCUGUGCUGUCUCGCCCUGCAGAUCGUCUUCUGGCGUGUCAAUAACAUCAUCGCUGAUAGCGUCGUCGUCAGCGUCUUCGGUUUCUUGUCAGGGCCGUUCUUUGCUUCAGGAAUGUCGGUGGCUUCCAAGUUGAUACCAACGCACAUCCACACAGCUGCUCUCGGACUCAUCUUCGUCGUGGCCCAGGCCGGCGGGACGGUCUUCCCUGCCAUCACCGGUGCCAUUGCUUCAAAGGCUGGUGUCAGUGUUCUGCAGCCCAUCCUGGUCGGCCUCAUCGCUCUCAUGGGAAUCAGCUGGGCUCUUGUUCCAGCCGUCGACAGGAAAAGAGACUAG
Nannizzia gypsea CBS 118893 is the source of this 1242-nucleotide messenger RNA. RefSeq lists its product as hypothetical. Gene Ontology annotation, biological process: transmembrane transport. The record is from RefSeq and is a predicted model, not a curated record. Gene Ontology annotation, cellular component: membrane. NCBI's taxonomy places the organism in Eukaryota, Fungi, Ascomycota, Eurotiomycetes, Onygenales, Arthrodermataceae. Bases 1 to 1242 code for a protein of 413 amino acids. The transcript is spliced from 5 exons. Gene Ontology annotation, molecular function: transmembrane transporter activity.